Arabis nemorensis is the source of this 1494-nucleotide messenger RNA. The record is from the annotation of a GenBank genome assembly. NCBI's taxonomy places the organism in Eukaryota, Viridiplantae, Streptophyta, Magnoliopsida, Brassicales, Brassicaceae.
AUGAGUCGCUACGAUAGUCGUACCGGAGAUUCCACUUCGUACCGUGACCGUCGAAGUGAUUCUGGGUUUGGUGGAGCUUCAACAUAUGGACAUACAUCAAGCAAAAGGGAUAAUGAUGGCAAUGAAUCACCAAGGAAGCUAGAUUUGGAUGGUUUGACUCCUUUUGAGAAGAAUUUCUAUGUUGAGUCUCCUGUUGUGGCAGCUAUGACAGAUGCAGAAGUUGAGGAAUAUCGGAGAUUGAGGGAGAUUACUGUCGAAGGUCGAGAUAUUCCAAAACCCGUCAAGAGUUUUCGUGAUGUUGGGUUUCCUGAUUAUGUUUUGGAAGAGAUUAAGAAGGCUGGUUUUACUGAACCUACGCCUAUACAAUCUCAGGGGUGGCCAAUGGCGUUGAGAGGACGUGAUCUCAUCGGCAUUGCUGAAACUGGUUCGGGAAAGACACUUUCUUACUUACUUCCUGCAAUAGUCCAUGUGAAUGCCCAACCGAUUCUAUCUCCUGGGGAUGGCCCAAUCGUCUUGGUUCUUGCUCCAACACGUGAACUGGCUGUGCAGAUACAGCAAGAAGCGUCUAAAUUUGGUUCAUCGUCAAAAAUUAAGAGUACUUGCAUCUAUGGUGGAGUUCCAAAAGGGCCUCAAGUGCGUGAUCUUCAGAAAGGUGUGGAAAUCGUUAUAGCUACUCCUGGGAGGUUAAUAGACAUGAUGGAGUCAAACAACACAAACCUGCGAAGAGUUACUUAUCUAGUUCUGGAUGAAGCUGAUCGAAUGCUGGAUAUGGGGUUUGAUCCUCAAAUUCGAAAAAUUGUUUCACACAUUCGGCCAGACCGUCAAACUCUGUACUGGAGUGCUACUUGGCCUAAGGAAGUGGAACAGCUAUCGAAGAAGUUUCUUUAUAACCCAUACAAAGUGAUCAUUGGAUCUUCUGAUUUAAAAGCUAACCGUGCAAUCCGUCAAAUUGUUGAUGUCAUUUCCGAAAGCCAAAAGUAUAACAAGUUGGUGAAGCUACUUGAAGACAUAAUGGAUGGAAGCAGAAUUCUUGUCUUCCUUGAUACAAAAAAGGGAUGUGACCAAAUCACUCGUCAGCUUCGCAUGGAUGGUUGGCCUGCUUUGUCAAUACAUGGUGAUAAAAGUCAAGCCGAGAGAGAUUGGGUUCUUUCUGAGUUUAGAUCAGGCAAAAGCCCUAUAAUGACUGCUACAGAUGUUGCAGCUCGUGGAUUAGACGUGAAAGAUGUGAUGUAUGUGAUAAACUACGACUUCCCUGGAUCACUAGAGGAUUACGUUCAUAGGAUUGGACGAACGGGUAGAGCAGGGGCUAAAGGAACAGCUUACACUUUCUUCACAGUCGCGAAUGCAAGAUUCGCCAAAGAACUUAUCAACAUACUCGAAGAAGCUGGACAGAAAGUAAGCUCCGAAUUAUCAUCAAUGGGUCGCAGCACCGCUCCUCCUCCUCCAGGGCUUGGAGGAUUUAGAGACCGUGGGAGUAGAAGAGGAUGGAGCUAA